AAAUUGGAAAAGGAAAAUAAUAUGUACACUAAUGUAAAAGAUCAUUACACCAGUAAAAUAAUAUGUGCACCAUUUCAGUAUGGACUAUCUCCAGUGUCCAAAGACCCAUCGUAUCUCACACCUGUUGUUGAUAUAAAGAGCUCAGUCUCAAAUGGAGAGGAAGCAACUUGGUGUGAUCUAGACUGCAAGAAUUUUUCUACUAUGUGUUUCAAACACAAUCAGACAUUUUCUCCAAGUGAAAUAAUGUAUUCUCUGACUGAUUACAGUUCUUCCAAGAACCGCCACUUUCAGAAUGAGAUACUUGAUAUUUGCUGUGGAUCUCCGUUGAGAAGCGCCAGCCUUCAGGGUAAUGAUAAUCAGCAAAAAAAGGAAAGAGUGUAUAUAAAAUCUAAUAACAGUAGUAAUUCAUGCUCCUGCUUAGGCCUUUUACAAAAAUGUCCAAGCACUUUAAACCACCAAGAAGUUCCUACACCACUGAAAGCCUGUGGUAAGUUUGCUACUGAGGAACAGAAAUCAAGAGAUGUAUCACAGUUUAGUUCCAACACACAGCAGAAUCAAGAAGAGAAAAAGAAGUAUUUGGUGAAGAUAAAAGAUGAUAGUGACUUGCCCCUUACACCUUCUUCUAGUGGACAUUUUAGUCCAUCUUUCAUGACCUUACCAUAUUAUUUUUCAUCUAACCCUCCCACCCCAGAAAUUAUUAGUCAGUUGUCUGUUCGAUCAUCAGUUUUGAAAGAAGAAAGUUCACCCUGUAUAUGUCCCAGUGGAAGUCAGUGUGAAAGCCAGAGAAGUACUUUCUACACACGAGAUGCAGACCCAAUCUUAACUUCUGCAAACUUCACUCUUCAGCUAGACAAAGUAACAGCUCUUAAGGAAAUGAAAAAAAAGAAACAGGAAAAUGAAUCUGAACAGCUUUCUUACUCAGAUGCUGAUCUUACUUCUUCUUCAGUACAGUGUGACAAUGCUUUUCAUGAAGAUUACAGAAGCACAGAUACUAGUGAUGAGACAUUCUGGUCUCCAUCUCAAGAAUUCACUCCUCCUGAGCUUUUUACAAACCAUAUGACCUCUCUUAUAUCCACUGUACAUUCCAUCUCAGAAGAUGAUGUUGGAUGAAUGAGUUUGGUAGUCACUGUACUUAAAAUACCUCUACCCACACCCUCUGUGACAUAUGGAUACUACAGUGCUUUCAAAAGCAUUGUGUAACGUGUUUUUGUGUGCUUUUUUUACCAUGCAAUGUUUUCUCAUGACUUCAAUAGAAUCGAAGCUCAUUGCAUAAGUUGAUUCCAAAAACCUUUUUUUUUUUAAAGUUCACAAUACACUUAUGUAUGACAAAAAUGAAUUAACAUGAAGAUUAAAGUUUUCAUGUUUAAUGACACCUUCUUUUGGUGUCUGCUGUGUCUUACUUAUCUUUUAAUUCAGAAAGAUAUGGUUGUGUGUAUUAUACCUUACCCAGGUUCAGAAAUACUUAGGUACAUAUGUAUACCUCUUCCAAAUGAAUAAUUCUUCUUAAAGUAUUACUUUGUUAGGAAUAGAAUUGAUUAAGCUUAAAGUUUAUCUUUUAAUUAAGAUUUACAAAAAUACUAUAGUACAUAAAUAUUUUAUAAUAUUGGAAUAUCCAAAACUAUUCUGUUCAUAUAUCUUUCUGACCUAAAACUCCAACAUGUUGUUGCAUUAUAAAUUGUCUUGUAAGUAAAGCUAAACAUUUUUCUUUGGGAUAUUGUAUUACAUAAUUUUAAAACAUAAUUGAAAUCCAGGACAUUUAAUGCUUUAUAUCUCUUGAUAACCACAGCAAUACAGUAACGGAAAUAUUAUGUACUACUGAACUAUGUUAUCCUGCAGUUGAACAGUAAUACUCUGAAGUUGUUUUGUUAUUAUGUUUGUAUUGUUCUUGUAUUUUGCUGUUAUUACCCUGUUGUCGAAUAGUAUACUUUAAGAAUAUUAUUUGGCUUAUUUGAAAUAACAUUGACAGUACUAAUGAAAAAAUUCAUAAUUACAAUGAAAAUGUAUUCAUUAGUACUCAAGAUAAGUAUUUAUAACAAGUUAUAUUUCUUUAGCUUUUACCCAUAGUCUUGCCCCCCAGUGGCACAGCAGUACGUUUGCGGAUUUACAACGCUAG
Molecule: messenger RNA, 2113 nt
Organism: Limulus polyphemus (Atlantic horseshoe crab)
Lineage: Eukaryota; Metazoa; Arthropoda; Merostomata; Xiphosura; Limulidae
Exons: 5
Coding region: 22-1110 (362 amino acids)
Source: RefSeq, a predicted model, not a curated record